Peniophora sp. CBMAI 1063 is the source of this 2400-nucleotide messenger RNA. The record is from the annotation of a GenBank genome assembly. Lineage: Eukaryota; Fungi; Basidiomycota; Agaricomycetes; Russulales; Peniophoraceae.
AUGACGGAGUACACCUCCGACCCGGCUGCUGUGGCGGCCUAUUACGCUGCCCGGGCCAGGACGACAAACUGGAUUCAGGGGGUGUCGCCAAACGCCGAACGCCCAUCGGCGCCUCCAUCGCUCGUCGACGACACCGACGAUGGACUCUCUUCUCCUUCUCCCGAGUCCGACUACGAGAGCGACCUGAGUCUUCCUCCUCGCAUGACGCUCAAAUACCCGGACGGGCGGUUAGUUUCCAUCGGCCCAAGUAGGGAGGAGCGUGAAAGAGUUGAACGGUUGAGGAAGGAGCGCGAGCGGGAACGGCUGGUGGGGACAACAGGCGGCGUCGGAGGUAGUGGAAAGGGCAAACAGCGGGCGUACGAGGGUGCAAGUCCGCUGUACGUCCCGCCGCCGCGCGCUCACGGUGGGGCCGAACCGGAGCCAAUUGCCAUUCAGCCGUCGCAUUCACCGUCAUCCUCACACUCGCACAUUCCGGCGCAACCCAGUGCCUACUCAUGGCGACAAGCACCGUACGCGCCGUAUCCGCCGUCGGCUUUCGCACCGGCACCAGCUUCAACGCGGUCACAUUACCCGCCUUUGCCCGCAUCUUCCGCGUCACGACCCCCGACGUCCUACCAUCCGGCACAAGCCCAAUCCUCUUCGCAUCACAGCGUGGUACCACCCUCUCCCUACCAGUCUACGCGCUCCAGCGCUGUCUUGUCACAUGAAGGCACCAUCAUACCCCAUGCCCCCUCGCAGCAUACUCAGAUGGGUGGCGCGCCGUUGGUCGGCGGGUCGAGCGCGCGCUCCAUACAUGGUUAUUCCUCGCAGUCGCAGAUGAAUUUCAUUCCUCAAGCACAGGCGCCAUCACAUUCAGGCUCUCGAGCGGCCACUUUCACCUCGCAGCGCUCUCACCAUAGUCACUCGCAGUCGACUCCAAUCGUCUCGCCCUCUCCAGUGUACGCCUUUGAAGCCGAGAAGCAGUCAUCUUUGCUGGAGCCUCCGCACGGGCAGCAUGUGGUUCCUGACGAGCCAGAAGACAUCCAUGCCCACGAUCAGGGUACGCCAGUACCUAGAGACACGACACCCAUUCUCGUGCAUAGGACGCCACCCGCCAAACCAAGGAGUCUACGUGAUGCGCCAGCCCCUGAUGCGUAUCAUCCUCGCCAGGCCACUGCAUCCGGAUCGGCGUCUCAGAAAUCGGCACGUUCCGCGUCUCGACACAGGCGCCACGUUUCGGCGCCCUUGGAAGGGCCACCACCAGCCGCGAGCUCGGCGCGCUCGGCGACUCGAAAGCCACCUGCCAUCAUAUACGCCGCCUCAAACGCGGAUGGCUCUUACGAGCAGUUCGCACCUCCGAGGAUCAUCCCUCGCUCCCAACUUUCCGCUGCCUCUCGCUCGCAGCCGCACCUAGCGAGCGGUUCGGGGUCCAUGAAUGAUCGCAGCCCGCCGCGUGUGGCGCCUUCAAUAUCGGACCCGUUACCAGUGCCACCACCGCCUGCUGGGCCCAGUCAGCCUGCCAACGCCCCGAUGCCGCAAGGACGAUCUUCACAUUCUCACUCAAGUGGUCACCGAUCCAAGCGCACCAGCCGUUCCCGCGAGAAAACAGAUGGAUGGGAAAGAAUCCGCGCAUCUCGAGUGCCGAGACCCGAAGAGCUGCCGCCCGACCCAGUUCCUGCGUCGCCAUUCGCCUUUGCGCGGCUACCGCGAUUGCCUGGACGUAACCGUGCUGCGCCAAUACCACCACCGCCACCGCCACCUCCUCCUAGACCACACCAAGCUCCGCGUCCGCCUCCACACCCGCAUGUGCCAUCGUCGCAGGAAGGCGAGCUCAGGCGAGGGCGUCGUUGGAGAAAGGUGCCUUCCCCAAACGAUGAUGACGGUCAAGAGAGCGAAAGCAGUGGAAGUACCUAUUACAUUCUGCCGAGUCCCGGGCAGAAGGUCUACGUCGUCGAGCCACCGGAUGAUUUUGACCUCGCGCAUUACCAAGUACCGCCGCCAGAAUGGGAGCAUCGUUCGCACACGCUACCUCGCCGCUCAUACCAACCAACACCAUCAACACCGUCCUCGUUUUCACAACUAUUGCACGGACCUACCAUCGCGCCAGCUCCGCCACACGCGGUUGCACCUCCUCCGGUUCUGUCAGGUUCGGCACCCGCCCUACCUGUCCCGCCUCCUCAUACAAAUGCGUUCACGAGCAUGCGCAAUCGCCUAUAUGCGCCGCUCGGCAUGCAGCGCUCGCGUUCGGGUGGCGCUGCAAAUGUCCUAGCCGCUCCUGUGCCACCGCCGCCCAUUUUGGCAACCGAGAUUCAGGUAGGAGGACGAGUGUGGUGGACAAGAGCAAAGCUGACAGCUGACAGGUCCACUUUCCUACAUCGCCUGGCGCGCUUUUGGCAAUCACUUUCACCUUUCCGUCCCUAA